AUGGGCCGUAAGUUCUGCGUUGGAGGCAACUGGAAGAUGAAUGGCGACAAGGCCAGCAUCACCGAGCUGUGCAAAACGCUGUCCGCCGGUCCGCUCGAUCCCAACACCGAGGUGGUGGUGGGCUGCCCCGCCCCCUACCUGUCGCUGGCCCGCUCGCUGCUGCCGGAAACGAUCGGAGUGGCCGCCCAGAACUGCUACAAGGUGGCGAAGGGUGCGUUCACCGGCGAGAUCUCGCCAGCAAUGCUGAAGGAUCUUGGCCUUGGCUGGGUCAUCCUCGGUCACUCGGAGCGACGCGCCAUCUUCGGCGAGACCGACGAGCUGAUUGCGGAGAAGGUCGCACACGCCCUUGCCGAGGGGCUGAAGGUCAUCGCUUGCAUCGGCGAGACGCUGCAGGAGCGUGAGGCCGGCCAGACGGAGGCCGUUUGCUUCCGGCAGACGAAGGCCAUCGCCGCCCAGGUCAAGGACUGGAGCAAUGUGGUGAUCGCGUACGAGCCAGUGUGGGCCAUCGGCACCGGCAAGACGGCCACCCCGGAACAGGCGCAGGAAGUGCACGCCGCGCUGCGCAAGUGGUUCACCGAGAACGUGUCCGCCGACGUGUCGAACGCCAUCCGCAUCCAGUACGGCGGUUCGGUGACGGCGGCCAACUGCCGUGAGCUCGCGGCCAAGCCCGACAUUGACGGAUUCCUGGUCGGCGGUGCCUCGCUGAAGCCGGAGUUCAUCCAGAUCGUCAACGCCAGACAGUAGAGUAGAGCGUGCCGCGAUCUCCAGUCAGUAGUGUAGCCGGGGGGAAGCGUUUACGCAAUCCCCCCUCGCCAGUGUCGUCAUGUCUCGUCUUAUUUUAAGUUUCUCAUUACGUUCGUUGUACCCGCACGCGCACUGAACAGGUUGUUACGUUUAAGCAUCCAACCAAACGCAGAGUAAUCUAUUCAAUAAAAGCAUUGUCCCGGUGAAAA
Messenger RNA from Anopheles gambiae (African malaria mosquito), 953 nucleotides. It is a transcript of the gene Tpi, whose product is annotated as triosephosphate isomerase. The transcript has a single exon. Gene Ontology annotation, biological process: glycolytic process; glycerol catabolic process; gluconeogenesis. The record is from RefSeq and is a predicted model, not a curated record. NCBI's taxonomy places the organism in Eukaryota, Metazoa, Arthropoda, Insecta, Diptera, Culicidae. Gene Ontology annotation, molecular function: triose-phosphate isomerase activity. Gene Ontology annotation, cellular component: cytosol. The coding region runs from base 1 to 744 and encodes 247 amino acids.